AUGAACGUCCGAAUUCUUGUUACAAUAGCGUCCGGAGCGUCGGCCGUCGUGAUAUUCGUCUGUCUCGUCUUCGUCGGCUUACUUCUGCACGACAUUAACAACCUCUAUGAUAACGUGAUGGAUGAUAUGAAGGAUUUCAAAUCUCUCGCCAAUGAAGCAUGGAGAGACAUGGUAGUAGCGUACGGCGGCUCAUCUCGGCGACAAGAAUUCGGCACUAUUUUCGGAAGAACUAAACGAGAGGCGAAUGUGAUUUGUGCCUGCGAUGUCACCCAGGGCGUCUGUCCACCUGGUCCGCCUGGUCCAAGUGGAUCUCCGGGAGAACCUGGCGAAAAUGCCCCGGAUGGGAAACCCGGACGUUCAGGAACCCCCGGAAUCAGUAUCUUAAACACUCAUGUGCCUACUGGUUGCAUUCAGUGCCCAGUUGGACCACAAGGACCACAAGGCCCAGACGGUCCCGAAGGACCAAGUGGACCUGAUGGAAUGCCGGGACAACCAGGGCAACCUGGGUUCGACGGCAGACCUGGAGAGCCAGGACCGCAAGGUGAUGCUGGAGAACCUGGAGUAAGUGGUUUCGAUGGAUCCCCUGGAGCACCUGGAGCAAAUGGACAACGCGGACGUGGCUUACCAGGAUCGGCUGGUCUUCCUGGAGCACCAGGUAACCCUGGUGAACAAGGCAGCAAUGGAAUGGACGGUGCACCUGGCGAGCCGGGUAUCCCUGGAGAACCGGGUAUUCCUGGAAACGAUGGAAUUGAUGGUGAACCGGGAGUACCAGGUGUGCAAGGCGAAAUGGGACUACCUGGAGUUGAUGCUGCCUACUGUCCUUGUCCACCUCGUACGUCAAAUGUGGAAGGAGGCGAAGUGGUUCAACAACCCUAUAAGCGUCGCGUUGCAAAAGUUUGA
Molecule: messenger RNA, 900 nt
Organism: Necator americanus (New World hookworm)
Lineage: Eukaryota; Metazoa; Nematoda; Chromadorea; Rhabditida; Ancylostomatidae
Exons: 2
Coding region: 1-900 (299 amino acids)
Molecular function (GO): structural constituent of cuticle
Source: RefSeq, a predicted model, not a curated record